GCAACAAGUUCUGUGUUAUAGCAGCUAUUGCUCCAGUCAGGAGGCAAACUUGUUAAUUCAGCAACUCUCUGGGCUUCAGUCAUUAAAAAAAAACAUCAAACCAUCCAGUUUAGAAGAAAACAUACUAACAGCAAAACAGGAUGCCUCGCUUUGCCAGUAUCCUAGGUUUGUCUCUAGUCUUGUGUGUCGCCGUUUCCCAAUGUUUUGGGUUAGUCCUCUCGCAGGCAAAAGAAAAAAGGGGCUGGACAUUAAACAGUGCAGGGUACCUACUAGGACCACAUGCUGUGGAGAAUCGCCCAAUCUUAAACAAAAAGAAGGCCCCUGCUGGCAAACGUGAACUGCAGUUUGAAGAUGAAAUUAAACAUGGUAACUUGCUACGAACUCUUGAUGACGAAAGUGUUGCUCAAAUAGCCAUUGAAUUUCUUAUAUACUUGCACCUAAAAGAGAUUGGUGCACUUGACAACCUGCCACCACUGUUAUCAUCCGAAGUUUCCCAGCCAUGAUCUCUGACAGCAACUUUUCUGGAAUGUAUAAACCACAGAAUUAGUGACUGCAAUCUCUACGCUGAACAAAUCGAAGAUUACUGAAGACAUAAGUUCAAUUGUAAUUAGGUUUCUGAAUAUUUUGAUCACCUUUUAGUACCUUGACUUAGUAUUGAGAUCUUUGUGAAAUUCUUUGCAUUCCCACAUGGAAGAAAACGUGUAAACAAAUAAAAUUAGCAGCUGCAA
This is a messenger RNA of Carcharodon carcharias (great white shark), 728 nucleotides long. RefSeq names its product galanin peptides-like. Lineage: Eukaryota; Metazoa; Chordata; Chondrichthyes; Lamniformes; Lamnidae. The transcript has 6 exons. The record is from RefSeq and is a predicted model, not a curated record. Gene Ontology annotation, cellular component: extracellular region. Gene Ontology annotation, molecular function: hormone activity. The coding region runs from base 141 to 503 and encodes 120 amino acids.